Molecule: messenger RNA, 1188 nt
Organism: Chanos chanos (milkfish)
Lineage: Eukaryota; Metazoa; Chordata; Actinopteri; Gonorynchiformes; Chanidae
Gene: ccne2
Product: cyclin E2
Exons: 10
Coding region: 1-1188 (395 amino acids)
Source: RefSeq, a predicted model, not a curated record
AUGUCAAGGCGCAACAGCGGUCGCACUACCUUGCAAGUAAGGGAUGAAAACACAUCAGAACAUAACAUCAAGGUCACAGGGAAAAGGAAAUCAGAGCAAUGCAAAAGAACGAUUCCAUCUUCGGCCAAGAAACAAAGCUACGAAAUUCAGAACCGAUGGGAGGAGGGUGAUGUUAGCCCUUGUGUCCUCGUUGAAACACCUCACAAAGAGUUGGAAGAGACUAGCAAUAUCUCUGGUUUUAAGCGCUUCAGGUUUAAGAACCUCUUCAUCAAGCCAUCCCCUCUGCCUUGCCUCAGUUGGGCCAGUGCUGAUGAUGUGUGGAUUAAGAUGCUGAAUAAGGAACUGAAGUAUACUCAUGAUCAGGGCUAUAUCAUGCAACACCCGAAGCUACAGCCCAAGAUGAGGGCUAUUCUUCUGGACUGGCUGAUGGAGGUGAGUGAGGUGUAUAAUCUUCACCGCCAGACCUUCUACCUUGCUCAGGACUACUUUGAUCGCUUCAUGCUGACUCAGGAGGACAUCGACAAGAAUCAGCUUCAGCUCAUUGGCAUAACAUCUCUCUUCAUCGCAUCCAAAAUGGAGGAAAUAUAUCCACCAAAGCUACAGGAGUUUGCUUAUGUGACAGACGGAGCAUGUGAUGAAGAUGAUAUUCUGGAAAUGGAGCUAAUUAUGUUGAAGGCACUGAAAUGGGACCUCUGUCCUGAAACAAUCAUCUCAUGGUUAAAACUCUACAUUCAAGUCAACUCCCUGAGGGACGGUCCCAAUUUCCUCGUUCCUCAGUUUUCUCAGGAAUCCUACAUACAGAUGACACAGUUACUGGAUCUGUGUAUACUGGACAUUAAUUCACUGGAUUACCAGUACAGUGUAUUGGCUGCUGCAGCAUUUUGUCAUUUCACCUCUUUUGAAACAGUUCAUAAAGUAUCAGGGCUAACAUGGGACAGCCUAGCCAGCUGUGUGAGCUGGAUGACUCCCUUUAAGAGGACGCUCAGUGAAGGCACGUGUCCACAGCUAAAAGACUUUAAAAAGGUGGCCUCUGAAGAUAGACAUAACAUUCAAACACAUGUGGACUAUCUUGCUAUGCUGGGUGAUGUUCAUCACAGACAGCAGGAGAGCAUGGACAGACUGUCACCCGUAGCAGUUGGGGGACUCCUGACCCCACCCAAAAGUACCGAGAAACCUCCAAAUGUCUGA